ACAGUGUGCAUGCGUUGUUCGUUGUGUGUGCCACUAAAAAUUCGUGUGACUUCAUUUUUGGAUUUUUCUUCAUUUUCCUUCUCCAGGAUAAUACUAGGAUAUUCAAUAUAUCCGUUGUUUGUUUUUUCCUUUUCAAUUGGAAUUUUUAUUUCCUUUUUUUGGUCAUUCUAUCCGCGGUUAGUUUCCCAUUUUACGUUAAUCACACACACGGAGAUUGAGCACGGGUUGUGAGGAAAGUAAUAAACCAUCAAUCGAUCAAACAAAGAAGUAAAAACAAAAUGAAUUUGGAUAUAUCACGAACCACACUGGGCAUAGCGGCUGGCAUUGCUGGUACAAUAUUCCUCAGCUAUUGCAUUUACUUUGAUAAAAAGCGUCGUAGUGAUCCAGAAUAUAAGAAAAAAAUUCGCGAACGAAGACGUCGCACUCGUCAGCGCAAAAUCGGAAAUUCAGGGUCACGGACCGAAUUGCCGAAUUUGAAUGAUCAUGAAGCUGUUCAAAGAUUCUUUCUGCAAGAAAUUCAGGCCGGUGAAGCGCUUAUUUCGAGCGGCGACAUUGAACAAGGUGUAACUCAUUUAGCAAAUGCAGUUGUUGUUUGCGGUCAACCCACGCAACUUUUGCAAGUACUUCAACAAACGUUGCCAUCACAAGUGUUCACCCUGUUAAUUCAACGAAUGAGAGAAUACGGCAAUAAGGCAGCCGCAGCAGAAGAGAGUGCUCCUCGAAAUAUAAUCACCGAAGAUAUCGAUGACGACCUAGAAUAGUGUUGCUGUAUUUUGCCAUUAAUUCAAAAUAUCGACACACCGUAGUUAACUACUCCUAUAUAAUCGAUGAGAGCCCAGAUUUAAAAUCAAAUCAAAUCAAAGUUGACAUAGAUUACUGAAAAAGGGAGUUUUUGGUUUGUAAACAUUUUCCAGCCGACGAUAAAACAUCAAAAUAAAUAAAUAAAAACACAAAACAACUAUA
Molecule: messenger RNA, 963 nt
Organism: Sitodiplosis mosellana (orange wheat blossom midge)
Lineage: Eukaryota; Metazoa; Arthropoda; Insecta; Diptera; Cecidomyiidae
Product: mitochondrial import receptor subunit TOM20 homolog
Exons: 4
Coding region: 279-761 (160 amino acids)
Biological process (GO): protein targeting; tRNA import into mitochondrion; protein import into mitochondrial matrix
Cellular component (GO): mitochondrial outer membrane translocase complex; mitochondrial outer membrane
Molecular function (GO): transmembrane protein transporter activity
Source: RefSeq, a predicted model, not a curated record